Molecule: messenger RNA, 913 nt
Organism: Triticum aestivum (bread wheat)
Lineage: Eukaryota; Viridiplantae; Streptophyta; Magnoliopsida; Poales; Poaceae
Product: auxin-responsive protein SAUR21-like
Exons: 1
Coding region: 205-579 (124 amino acids)
Biological process (GO): response to auxin
Source: RefSeq, a predicted model, not a curated record
GCCAACCCCAAGACGACGCCGACCCCAAAGCCCCAGCGGCCUUCCCAGCGCUAUAUAUAGCGCUCGCCGUCCCGCUCUUCAACUCCACCACCCACAUCCUGCAGCUCGCAACCAAGCCUACCAACCAGCUGAGAGCUAGCAGCAGCAGCAAGCGAACCAACGACUCCUCCGGUCGCUCGUCGGAGCAAGGAAAGGCAACGCAGCAUGUGCAACGUCAUCACGAUCCCGUCGGUCGCCUGGCUGCGCCGCGCCGUGCGCCGGUGGCGGGCCCGCCGCUCCACCUCCGCCCCGGUGCCGGCGGGGCACGUCGCGGUCUGCGCGGAGGGCGUGCGGUUCAUGGUGCGGCUGGCGCACCUGAGCCAUCCGGCGUUCCUUGAGCUGCUCCGGCAGGCGGAAGAGGAGUACGGCUUCCCGUCCGGCGCCUCCGGCCCCGUCGCGCUCCCCUGCGGCGAGGACCGCCUCCGCGACGUCCUCCGCCGCGUCUUUUCCUCGUCCCACUCCGAGGAGCCGCGCCGCUCCUCCUUCUGCCGCCGCCGCGGCGACUCGCGGCCGCUGCUUCAGGGGGUGGCCUUCCCGUGACCGCGCGCGCCGCGGCACCGAACGAUCGGGCGAUGGAACACAACCCAGUUUGUGCUGCGCGCAACGGGACCUACUGGUGACUGACACACACGGUCCCCCGGGGACGCGUACGCACAGCAACUGCCGAAGCACUGAUCCGAAGGGCCGGCGUGCUCCUCGGCGCCGCGUAAUGCCGGCCAUCGGACGCGCACGUACUGGUGCUGGGUAGUACAGUAUAUGAUGGUGAUGGUACUAGUUAGUAACUGAUUGAAGAAGGCGAGGAUUUUUUGGGAUUGUUUUCUCUGUAACUAUUCUACUCCCUCCGUUUCUAAAUAUCUGUCUUUCUAGAGAUUUU